Oreochromis niloticus (Nile tilapia) is the source of this 3980-nucleotide messenger RNA. Its product is annotated as glyoxal reductase. The record is from RefSeq and is a predicted model, not a curated record. Lineage: Eukaryota; Metazoa; Chordata; Actinopteri; Cichliformes; Cichlidae. The transcript has 9 exons. The coding region runs from base 167 to 1024 and encodes 285 amino acids.
CAGCGAAUGGGCUUGAUUUUUAAUUCAGGGGCAUAUCUUCGCCUGUACAAAAAUGUUAAUAAUAGUUGGUCGAAAGGGAAAGGGAGGUUCAACUAAAUUAAAAAUUUACAAAACCAGUCUCGUCUAGUGGUUACAACAAAGAUUGCUCAUCUCUGGUGAAGUGAACAUGCCGUUGGCGUCAGUCCUGAACUGUCCUACAGUACCACUUUCCAAUGGUCUGCAGAUCCCCGUGCUUGGUUUGGGCACAUCACAUAAUGGUGGUUACUCCCACGAUGCAGUUAUGUAUGCCCUCACUGAAUGUGGCAUCCGCCACAUUGACACAGCAAAGCAUUACGGCUGCGAGGCCGAAUUGGGUAAAGCUGUCAAAGAAAGUGGGCUUCCACGAAGUGAUCUGUGGCUCACGAAUAAACUGUGGCCCGGCGACUACGGAUAUACAGCUGCCAAAAAGGCCUGUCUGGACUCCUGCUUGGAGAUGGGGGUCGAGUAUUUUGAUCUGUACCUGAUGCACUGGCCAGAGUCAAAGACACCUGGUGGUUCCAACAGGGAGAUGAGAGCUGAGACCUGGAGAGCUUUGGAAGAACUUUAUAAGGAAGGUGUGUGCCGUGCUAUUGGGGUCAGCAAUUUUCUGGUCCACCACCUGGAACAGCUGAAAGAAGACUGUACUGUGGUACCACAUGUUAACCAGGUUGAGUACCAUCCUUUCCAGCAGCCAAAUCACCUGAUUCAGUACUGUCGUCAGGAGGGAAUUGUGUUUGAAGGGUACAGUCCUCUGGCCAAGGGUCAAGUCUUCAACAAUCCCACUGUUCUCCAGAUAGCGGAAAAGCACAGACGCACGCCAGCUCAGAUCUGCAUCCGCUGGAGUAUUCAGAACGGAGUUGUGACAAUACCAAAAUCGACCAAAAAGAAGAGGAUACAAGAAAACUGUGAAGUGUUUGGAUUCCAGCUGGAGGACGAGGACAUGGCUGCUUUAGGAAGCUUGCAUGACGGAAGACAUGUUACUUGGGAUCCAACAAAUGUGGAAUAAGAAUAAGUGGGAAGAUGGAGGUUUUCCUGGAAAUAGACUCGACUGUGAUGUCAAAGUUUAUUGAGCUACAUCUUCAGAUAAUGUGUAGACAAACACACACGAAGGACAAAACCAUUCCAAGUGCCUUACUUUAUAGAAAUGUUGAUUUAUUUUUUGUGAUAUAUAAAGUAAGAAAGGUGUUGUAAACGCAGAUAAUGAUAUCUUUAACUUUCCAGAAACGUGGUUGUGAUUUUGAGCUUGACUUGAUCUUGAAUAAAAUCUACAGAUUAUUUAUUUUCACAUUCAAAAUCAGGGGAGGGAUCAAGUGGUUUCUAAGACGAGAGGACCUUAGUAUCGUAUCUAUGGUUGCAGUAUAUAAAACAACUAAACUCAAGGCUGUGACCCUUUAUUACCCCUUUUAUUGCCCCUCUUCUCUUAUUCCGCAAAUGAAAUCUUCAGUUUACUUCAGCUGUAAAAUCUAUAUUUACCAAUAAAAAAAUGAAUAAAAAGUUAAUUGUACGUGAUUAUCAAAAUUCCUUAAGCAACAUGUAUCAUUUGCAAGCAAGUCAUGAGACAAAAGAAAAACAAAACGACCCCAAAGCUCAACCAGGUUUGGGAGGCAGGAAAGUGAGCUGUAACUGUAACUUUAUAUAACACAAGCUAUCAGGGUUUAGCAAAUAAUUUGCUGUUUAUACUGGCUCUGGUAACGUUUAACUUCACUAAACCUUAUCAUGUUAAAUUCAAUUGGAAUAUUUUACAUAAUUUAGUAUGAGGUGGAUUCUCAUGUCCACCUUUAUUCUUCAGCACAGCCUGAACACUCUCUUUUUAUUAUUGUUAAUCUGUGGAUGUCUUUCACAGCGCAUUUUUGUCCCAUCUUCCUCCCCUCACCCCAAACUAGUCGCUGUUCCCCCUGAGCCUGGUUCUGCAAGAGGUUUCUUCCUGUUAAAAUGGAGUUUUUCCAUCCCACUGUCACCAAGGUCCCUGGUCAUAGGUCAUCUGGUUUUUUUUGUUCUCCUGUUUUCUGUGUAUUCUUAUAUACCAUACAAAACACAAUGAGGCAACUGUUGCUGUGUGUUAAUAAUAAUAAUGUACAGUUUAUUGAUUCCUGUGGGGAAAUUCCUCUCUGCAUUUAACCCAUUCACUCAGUGAAGCAGUGGGCAGCCACCAAUCUAGCGCCCAGGAUGCAUAUAGGGAGUACCUCAGGGGUACCUCAGGGUAGUCGUUCAGUGAAUUCGAACCCCCGACCUUCCCCGACCACUCUACCUACUGAGCUAUCCCUGUCUGUUGGUGCUAUAUAAAUAAAACUGAACUGAAUUAAAUUAAAUUCAGGACAUUCAAAGCUCUGCUUUGGAUGUUGGCUACUUUUUCCAUUUUCUGUCAAAGUGAUCUCACAUUACUUCACUAAUGUUGAAGUUCAGUCCAACCCAUGAUUGAUAGUGUGUUUGGGAGAUGCUUUCCAAAUGGUGUUGCACUGUGGAUCAAAAUCUGACGGCACUUAUCUGUGCUCAUAAUUACAUCAAUUUUGACACGGCUGAAAUGAAGACCCAAACCAUCACAGAGCCUCCACUGUGUUUUACAGAUGCGUAUACACAUACAGUGUUGCACCUCUCUUCUGACAUCAUUUGUACAUAAUGAUGACUAUUUAAACCAAAUAUUUCACAUUUGGAUUAAUGACUCAAGACCUGUCACCACUGAUUUUCAGUCCAGUUCUUGUGUAAUUUGGCAUACCUUAGCCUUUUCUCCCCGUGUCCCUUCCUACCGAGACCAUUUUUGAUGAAGCUUUAAUUAACAAUAGGAAAGAUAUAUCUCAGGUCUGUCUUUUUAAAAGACAUGAUGAUGUUAAUCAUCAUCUUUUUGGCUUCACGUGUCCAAUAUCCUCAAAUUUCUUAAGGACACACGGCACACCAUGCAAAAAGAACCCAAGCUUUCAACUAACAGUUCUUUGGGAGUCAUGUUGCUAAUGCAAAAAUACUAUUUUAUGUUAGUCAAACUGUUACCUUUAGUUAAAUCUACAAACAAAAUGCCAAAGGAAAGAAAACAAAACGUGUUUUUCUACCAGGCGGCUGGCAACAAAGAGCCUAAAUGUUUAAAAUUGGUUCUCUGCCAAGUUGUCUUACAUGUAGUCACAACACAGUUUCGUCUCUUGAAGCAGGUGCAUUUUUUCAAUGCUUGAACGAUGAUGUGGCCUCAGUGUGUCUCCAAGAAAAACAAAACCAAAACAAUUCCUUUCAGGUACAAAGAUCACAUACAAGGACUGGACUGAAAAGGAUAUGGGGGAAAAAAAAAACAAACAGACAACCUCCAAAGAACAACUCUCAAAAAUCUUCAGAAAACACUGCUCAAGACCACAGUAUAAAAGUUGAAUAGACAUGGCUACAUGCUGAAGGACCACACCCAUGAGACCACUCCCAGCAUUCACAUCUUGAAAAGUACUGAACUGUUUCACAAAAUAAAACAAUGACAAAAGCACUGAGUUAGCAAUAUCAUUUAUUCUUUCUCCCUCAGCUUAGAAUCACUGUUGUACAUAAGUUACAUUUUGUUUUCUCAAUUUCACAGGUUCUUGUUUUCCUCUUCAAACUUCCAGUUUGACCUCCCUCUCAUAUCAAAAAAAAGAAAAAAGCAGAUUGUAUUAUACAAAAAUGCAAACCAAUUUUCACACAGUGAAUUCUCUUACAAAGUCAUAAAAUGGCGUAAUAAUGGCUACAUCCACAUUGGAGGAAGAUAAUUCUAGACAUUCCUUAAUGGAGUAUAAUAUACAUAUAAAAAAAUUUUUUUCUUGCUGAAAUCAAACCUGUACCUUAAUUUAAGAGAUAUUUUACACGGGAGUAAUUAUAUAAAAAAGCCAUUUGCGAAUUUCCCCAGAAAGUCCAGGAAUAAAAUGUGAGCCUCAAACAGCAGUAACAGAGUUCAGUGGUCAAGGGUGGUAGAGGAGGGGUUUAACUGGUUAUGCAAAUAUGGGGUAUAGGCAGCGGUUCCA